This is a messenger RNA of Chenopodium quinoa (quinoa), 612 nucleotides long. RefSeq lists its product as uncharacterized. Lineage: Eukaryota; Viridiplantae; Streptophyta; Magnoliopsida; Caryophyllales; Amaranthaceae. The record is from RefSeq and is a predicted model, not a curated record. Bases 198 to 569 code for a protein of 123 amino acids. The transcript is spliced from 2 exons.
CGUGACUUGUUUAUUUGCUUUUGUGUUUAUUUUCGACUUUUUUUAAUUUGUUUUCGUUAUUAUGUUUCGUUAUUUACUUGGAGUUAGGCAUCGCAAUUUGGACCUGGUGCGGGGAAGAGUAUUGACGUCGUGAGGAGUACGAUCUACUGAAUCAGUCCGUUGACCGCCUGCGCUCCAUACGGUUAUCGCUUGACAGGAUGUCCCCCUUAGAGGUACAGUGGCCGGAAAACAUGAUAUCCAUGUGGGAGCAGUUUCCGAUGGUUGCCCGCCUAUGGACGGCGGAGCUGCAGCGGCCGCCAAGUGGGGUGACUGCCAUGUGUGACCAGCACUACAUGGAAUGGUACAUCCGGCACUCGCACCCGAGGUUGAUCAAAGACAUCGACGACGCAGAUGAUGACGAUGUGCCACCUGCCACUGCCUCUUAUGCGUGGAUGGGCAAGAUUAUGCAGUUGGGACACCGACUUUUUGAGGAAAGGGACUGCAUGACGAGUGCAUCAGGCAGAGCUGUUAUUGACGAUCUGGAACGGACCCUUGAGCAGUGGCAGUGGGCGUCACAGAGGGAUUACUGAUAUUUGAAAUUAGACAUUAUCUUUUUAGUUUGUAAUAUUUGAA